AUGCGGAGGUUCAAUCCCUUUGGGGGGAAAGUACAGACUGGAGUGGAAGGCCGCACCAUUGAUGUAAGGAAUGUGAAGAUCACAGUACGCAAUGCCAUUGCACAAGGAGGUUUCUCUUGUGUGUAUCUCGCAUGUGACGCGUUGCACUCGUCAAAGCAGUAUGCAUUGAAGCAUAUCAUUUGCAAUGACUCGGAAUCGCUUGAUCUUGUCAUGAAGGAGAUCCAGGUGAUGAAUCUCCUCAAAGGGCAUGCCAAUGUCGUCACACUGGUUGCCCAUGAUGUUUUUGACAUGGGCCGCACAAAGGAGGCAUUGCUUGUGAUGGAGUUUUGUGAGAAGUCCUUGGUGAGUGCGAUGGAGAGCAGAGGUACUGGUUACUAUGAGGAGAAGAAGGCACUUUUGAUAUUCAGAGACGUCUGCAACGCGGUUUUUGCUAUGCAUGGGCAGUCACCACCAAUUGCGCAUAGGGAUCUUAAAGCCGAAAAUGUUCUUCUUGGAUUAGAUGGUGCAUGGAAACUAUGUGACUUUGGAAGCACGUCAACAAAUCAUAAAUGCUUUGACAAGCCAGAAGAUAGGGGGAUCGAGGAAGAUAUCAUUAGGAAGCAUACGACCCCGGCAUAUAGAGCACCUGAGAUGUGGGAUCUCUACAGAAGAGAAGUUAUUAGUGAGAAGGUUGAUAUUUGGGCCCUGGGAUGUCUUCUCUAUAGAAUAUGCUACUUCAAAUCCGCGUUUGAUGGAGAGUCAAAGUUGCAGGUCCUUAAUGGCAAUUAUCGCAUUCCAGAACAACCUAAGUACAGCACCAGUGUCACAGGGCUGAUCAAAGAUAUGCUGGAAGCAUCUCCAAAUGCCAGACCAGAUAUCACACAGGUCUGGUUUCGUGUUAAUGAACUACUGCCUCUUGAGUUACAGAAGAGUUUACCUGAUGGGGCUUCAGCAGCAAUUUCUAUGGGCUUGCAGGACGAUGGUGGUUAUAAAAGAACACAUGUGACGCCUAAAAGGAACCCCCCUGCACCUCCAAGAGAACAAUCUGAUAACUCAUCAUCUCAUGGAAGUGCAAAUGCCGGAGAUGCACCUCUAGGUGCAUUUUGGGUGACCCAACAUGCACAGGGUUCUCAAGUUGCUGAUAAUAGGAAUCCCUUGUUUGACGAGGAACCAAUUAAACCAUCACCUUCAUCAAAGUAUAACCAAAGUAGGGUGGAUAUCAGCACCACUACCCCUGGAGAUAGGCAUGGUCAUUCUGGUCAGGCUUUACGAAAUACAACAAGUAACACUGUAUCCAGUAAUGGACUUAAGGGUGGUUCGGAUAUAAAUCUUUUCAUGGAACCACAAGGUUAUGUGAAAAAUAAAGCAUCACAGCCACAAAGCAAGACUAUAUCUGGGAACGAUCCCUUCAACAGUUUUGUCGCAGAUUUUGAUGCAAACAAUCUGCAUUCAGGGACUACUGCUACUGGUAAGACAUCCGAGCUUGAAGAUGAAGUGUCCAAUCUGAAGGAGCAGUUGAAGAAAACCACGUCGGAGAAGGCUGAGAUGACAGCCAAGUAUGAAAAGCUGUCGGCAAUCUGCCGCUCCCAGCGCCAAGAAAUUCAAGAGCUGAAGCGCACUGUUGCUGAGACUACACCGCUGCCUUCAAGUAAAGUCAGCUCAAGGAUACCAGAACUUGGAUCCCAGCGGAAGGAGAGGAUUGAAGGAACGGUGUGGGAACUUGAGCAAGGAAUGCUCUCAGGCAACUCCUCGGUACCCAGCUCUGAGGCCAAGACAUGGCAGGCAUUCCCUGAGGCGAAAGCUCAGGCCAGGCCAAAGGUCGACCAUGCAACCAAUGGGAGGCAAAACCUAAUACGGAACACGAAUGCGGGGCCUUCCUCUGAUGCGUGGGGUUUCGGCACAUCAUCUGGUAGCACUGCAGCAGCAGCACAGAUGAACAGAACGAAUGCCCAGGGGAGUUCCUCCCAGAGAUUGAGCACGGGGGCAGCGAAGAAAGUAGAUCAGCCAUCGGGAUGGGCCGGAUUCUAG
Molecule: messenger RNA, 2007 nt
Organism: Triticum turgidum subsp. durum (durum wheat)
Lineage: Eukaryota; Viridiplantae; Streptophyta; Magnoliopsida; Poales; Poaceae
Source: the annotation of a GenBank genome assembly